Messenger RNA from Lycium ferocissimum, 798 nucleotides. RefSeq lists its product as uncharacterized. The transcript has 3 exons. Lineage: Eukaryota; Viridiplantae; Streptophyta; Magnoliopsida; Solanales; Solanaceae. The record is from RefSeq and is a predicted model, not a curated record. Bases 1 to 798 code for a protein of 265 amino acids.
AUGGCAAUUGAGACUGGAACUCCCUCUGCGACUGGAACUCCCUCUGUGAAUAUUGCACCAGCGGUUACUCCUACAACCCGUUCCACUGUGAAACCGGCUGAGAAACCUGCGAAGUUCACCGGUGCCAACUUUAAAGGAUGGCAACAAAGAAUGUUCUAUUGGCUUACCACCCUUGGUUACAUUUUGAGUGCCUUAGAAGAUGACUUGUACAACGUCUACAAGGCAAGAGAGACCUCCAAAGAACUAUGGAGUGCACUUGAAAAGAAGUACAAAACCGAAGAUGCUUGCUUGAAGAAGUUUGUGGUUGCCAAAUUCCUAGACUACAAAAUGGUGGAUGGAAAAACCCUUGGAACCCAAGUUCAAGAGCUUCAACUUAUCUUCCAUGACCUUAUUGCUGAAGGUAUGGUAGUGAAUGAAGCGUUCCAAAUGGUUGCAAUGAUUGAGAAGUUGCGGCCCUCAUGGAAAGAUUUCAAGAAUUAUCUUAAGCACAAGAGAAAGGAAAUGAAGUUGAAGGAUCUUGUGAUUCGUCUCAAGAUUGAGGAAGAUAACAAAACCUCUGAGAAGAGGUACCGUAAGAGUUCACCGAUUGAAGGGGCAAACGUCGUUGAAGAUGCUGCUCCGAAAAAGAACAAGAAAAGGAAGAGGCCUUCUGGAAAGGAGAAGGAUCAUAACAAGAAAAAGUUCAAGGGCAACUGUUAUAAUUGUGGUAAAGGUGCCAUAAAGCUCCCGACUGUCGUGCCCCCAAGAAGGACAAAGAGAAAAACAAGGCAAAAGAAUAAUGUACGAAAAAUACAUUGA